Molecule: messenger RNA, 3598 nt
Organism: Pygocentrus nattereri (red-bellied piranha)
Lineage: Eukaryota; Metazoa; Chordata; Actinopteri; Characiformes; Serrasalmidae
Gene: dync2i1
Product: dynein 2 intermediate chain 1
Exons: 22
Coding region: 98-3271 (1057 amino acids)
Biological process (GO): intraciliary transport
Cellular component (GO): cytoplasmic dynein complex
Molecular function (GO): dynein heavy chain binding; dynein light chain binding
Source: RefSeq, a predicted model, not a curated record
CGCACGCGCCGCUAGUCGCUAAUGGCGCCGAGGGCUGCAGGCUAACAGUAAACACGGAGCUGACGGGAGGAGUAAAGAGGAGAAACGGAGGCUUAUAAUGCAGUCAGAGAAGAAGAUAACGAAAGAAGACACCUGGAGGUCCAGUGAGUUAAGGAAGCACAUACAGGGGCAGGAUGAAGAGCACAGGAGGAGAGAACGAUCGAAGAGGGAAGAAACUCCCAGAAAACAGAGGAGCGGAGAGUCCACAGACCGCCGGCACAGAGACGGAGAGAGAGACGAGAGGAGAGAGAGAGAGAAGCAGAGAGAGAGAGACGGCGCGAGAGAGAGAGCGAAGCACAGAGAGCCAGAGCGGGACAGAGAAGAGGAGCGAAGGAGGGACGAGCGAGAGAGGAGGAAAGAGAGAGAUGGAGAGAGAAGGGGCUCAGAGAGGAGGGCUGAUCGGGAUGAGAAGGAGAACAGAGACCGAGAGAAGGAGAGGCAGAGAGAGAGAUACAAAGACAGGGAUAGAGAGGGACAGGGAGACUUGGGCAGACAUGGAGAGAAAGAGAGAGAGAGACUUAGAGAUAGAGAUAGGGAAGAGAGGGAUAGACUGAAAAACAGGGAAAGAGAGAGGGAGAAAGAGAGGUUCAGGGAGAAAGAGGGAGAGCAGGAGAAACAUAAAGAGAAAGAGAAAGAAAGGGAUAAAGACAGAGAGAGGGAGAGAAGGAGGGCAGAGAGGGAGAGGGAAAGAAGAAAAGAGAAGGAGGGGAGUAGAGAUGGGGAGGAAAAGCACAGGGAGAAGGAUAAAGAGCGAGAGAGGGAGAGGAGAGAGAGGCACAGAGAGAGGGAGGAACGCCACAGAGACGAAGAACAAGAACGGAGAGAACGUGAAAGGCGAGAGAAACACGGCCACAGAGAGAACUCCGGACACGCGGACAGAGAGGAAAGAAGGGAGCGGAGACGAAGAGAGAAAGAACGCCAUGAAGCUGGUGAGAGGGACUUCAGUGACGCCCGAGACACAGAGCGGCGGCAGCGACGCCAAGAGGGUGAAAGAACGAGGGAUAGAGAGGAGAGAGAUAAACGUAGAGAAAAGCGGCACGAGGAGUCGAAGAAGAGCAGCACUGAUCAAAGACAUGGAAAAUCGGAGAGCAAGAACAGGAGCGCUGAGCACGAGGUGGAGAACGAAGGCACUGAGGACGAUAAUGAGGCAGCUGAGGAAUAUGGGAAUGAUGAGUACGAGGAGGAUUUUGAGAGAAUGGACUAUGAGGAAGACUUUGAGGAGAUGGAGGAGAAAGAAGACAAAGGAGGAGAGGAGGCUGAAAAUGAAGAGAGAGAGGAGCAGAGGGAGCUGAGUCCACGGAGGAGAAAAGAGAUCGAGGCCAUCCAGAGAGCAAUGCAGCAAGAGAACGAGCUGGUCAGCUCCGGCCACUUGCGACCCUCUACCAGCAGGGCUGAGCCACCUCAGAAAGUGAGUGCUGACUCAGAGAGACAUUCGAUGAAAGGCCGAACCCACGGCAGGGUUAUUGACUUUGCAGCAGCGAGGCAGAGAGAGGUCAAUCAGCAGGCUGUUGACAGACAGAAGAAACGCAGCGCAGAGCUCUUACGGUUGAUUGAUCUGGAUUUUUCUGUCACUGAGUGUCUCCUGGACUUGCCUCCGGUCAGCGAGUACGACAUGUACAUCAAGAGCUUCGGAAUGGCCAACACAAAACAGGCCUACGUGCAGUGUAAUGAAGACAACACUGACCGAGACACCCAGACAGAGGAGACGGACAGCGUGGACAAAUGGACUCAACAUCCACCAGAGACCAAUGUUGCAUGUGGAGGCCCCAAGGUUUCCCAGGACGCUUCAGACGAGUCUCUGGUCCGGAUGAGUGUCGAUUCAAAGCGCCUCACCACGUUUCUGCGUUCUGCUGCACAGGUGGUGGCUGUGCUGCUGGAGGAGAACAGGGCCGAGAGCAGCUCUGUGAAAAAGCUGCGCUCUCAAACAGACUCGCUGCCUUUCAGCGACGGCUGCCUUCAUCUACACACCAAACUCCCCUUUCUCCAUGGUCGGCAGGUGACGUUGCUGCAUUUCUCUCAGGUGCAGACACACACCUUGCUCUCCAUUCACGCCCCGUGCUCCGGAUCGAGUGGUGUGGUGCUCGAUAGUAAAACGCUGAUCUGCGUGUGGAACAUCUGGGAGCCCUCGGCACCCCAGAGCGUCCUCUCCUACGAGGCUGAGCUGCGGUGCUGCUGUUUCAGUCCUGGUAAGGCCACGCUGGUGUUUGCUGGAACAGCUGUGGGCUCGGUCGUGCUGUGGGAUCUUCGGGAGCAUUCUGGCUCUCACACGUCCCUCAGAGUGGACGGGGAGGAGUGGACGCUGCGCCACCCCACAUUCUCCACCGAUGCUGUGCUGACAGGAGCAGGACAUUUCUCCUCUGUGGUGUCGGUCGAGCCCGUUCUGGCCAACGCGGAGCCGGGGAUCCGGGGUCCACUGCUCGCAGACCAAGAAGAGUCUUUAGGGCUCUCGUUCCAGUUGGGAUCACUGGAUGAAAACGGUCUCUUGAAUCUUUGGGUUGUGAUUGAGUUGUCCAAAGCUGACGACUCUGGAUCCCAGACAGACCUGGGUCUGCGCCCAGGUGGGAAAGUGAAGCUCCUCCAUAGUUCCUCCAUACAGACAUCAGAAAAGGUGACUCCUCGAGAGGUCACUGGGGUCACGCCUCCCUUGAGUCUCUUGCUGAAGUUCCUCCCAUCAGACUCCAACCACUACUUCAUCGGCACCAGCAUGGGUUUGGUGAGGCGAGGCACCAGGCACGGGCUGAGAGCCGUCCCGAAGCUCUACAGGUCUGAGGACGGUGAAAGACCAGCAGAGGUCACUGCUCUGGACUUCUGCCCAACUGGAGAGCCCUUCUUUCUGGUGGGCUGCAGUGACGGGUCGCUCCGGCUACACUCGGUUCUGCGUGAGGACCCGGUGCUGGAGUGGUGCACGAGUUCUGGAGGUAUUCCGGUUUUGUCUGUGCAGUGGUCCAAAACCCGGCCCUCUGUCUUCUGUGUUCUGGACGCUGCUUCUGUCCUGCACGUCUGGGACCUCACAGAGAAAGAUUCCUCUCCAGUCAUCACAGAGAGCUUUACCACUGACCGGGUGACGGCCAUGGCGGUGUUCGGCGAGGCUGCCAGGCAGAACCGUUACUCUGGCGUGGCUCUGGCCAAGCAGUCCGGCAGGCUGGAGAUCCACUUCCUGAAGCAAUCUCUCACAGUUCCUCAGCCCUCAGACAUGGAGAAGCUCCACCUGCUGGCACGGGACAACCUCUGAGAGCCGGAGAAGAGAAUCUACAGGGCGUAUGGUCCUGGAGGCCUGUUCAGCACACCAACACCUGCUCUGAUACCUGCUCUGAUGGACUGGAAUGGCUGGCCCUCGCACCACAUUGUCCAGCAGCAGUGAAAUGAAGCACAGCCUGUGGCUCCAGUGAUACAGACGGGCCAACGUUAGUCUCAUUAAUAUAGUCGUAUGCGAAAGUUUGAACACCCAACGGCAAAAUGACGAUCUAAGUUCACACAUGAUACUUUGUUACCCUGUUCUUCAGUGGUCAGGACCCCCAUGGACCCUCACAGAGCAGGUACAGUUUGGGUGGAGUGUUAG